Paramuricea clavata is the source of this 860-nucleotide messenger RNA. Lineage: Eukaryota; Metazoa; Cnidaria; Anthozoa; Malacalcyonacea; Plexauridae. The record is from the annotation of a GenBank genome assembly.
UAAAUUGGUACUUAAAAUUCUUAAAAGAUCGAAGACAGAGAAUAGUUUUCCAAGGAACGACAUGCAAGUGGAAAGAUAUUAACAAGGGGGUUAUGCAAGGAACUGUAACCGGACCACAUUUCUUUAAUUUAUUUAUUAAUGAUUUGGAGAUUAAAAACUGUUCCAACACCCGCCUUGUUAAAUUCGCGGAUGAUUCCUCACUUUUGGUACCGAUUUUGAAGAAUACCCAAGAUUGUAGUUCUAAAGCCAUAGAUGAAUUUAAGGACUGGUCCGAAUCAAACUCUUUACCUUUAAAUGAGGGUAAAUGUAAAGAAAUGAUUAUAUUAAAGAAAGGACGAUCAGAGGAUUGUGUAUCACCAAUUGAUGGUUUUGAACGGCACUCUAGUCUUGAAAUACUGGGGCUAACCUUUGAAAUGACAAGCAGAUUUGAGAAAUGUGUUAAGAAAAAGUUGGUGAAAGCAAAUAAAUGCUUGUUUGUAAUUCGAAAGCUGAGGAAUGAAGGAUACAGUCAAGACGAAUUAGAUCUUUGUAGGUCACUGGUCCUGUCCCAACUUACCUAUGGCUUAUCAGUAAUUGCUGCAUCACCACCGGAGUUAACAACUAUUCAAAACGUCUUAACUCGUUGCUACAAAAGAAGAUACACAUCGGAACAAAUAGAUAUUAAUAUACUGUUAGAGCAGACAGAUAGAAAGCUGUUUGAAAAGCUGUGUAAACAAAACAAUCAUCCGUUAAGAGAAAUUUGUCCAAAAAUUAAAGAAUAUACAGUUAAACUUAGAACACAAGAGGCACUGUGGCCAAACAUUUCUACCGAGCGUUUUAAAAAUAGUUUCAUCAAUAGAUGUAUUUUAAGAUAUAAUUAA